AUGAAGCUCCCCACCCUCGCCGCCGCAGCCCUCACCCUCCUCACCACCGCCGAAGCAGUCAAGAACACCACCCAAGAGUUCCGCCUCAAGACCCAUGUCAAACCCGGCCAGAAGGGCAAGGCAGCUUACAGCGACCUCUACCUCGAAGCCUACCACACCGGCGCCGGUCUCGACGAUGCCGUCCUAGUGCCCAAGAAGAAGAGCGGCAUCAAAGGCUUCCUCAACGGGACCAACGGUCGUGAGGGAGACAUCAAGUACCAAAACGUCGUCUUCGACCUCGGCACCGACUUCGGCUGGUCCCUCAUCAUGGCCGGCAAUGUCGAGUUCUACUCUGGCUGGCAGCCUGUGCAGGUCAACGCUGGCGAAGGACCGAGCGAUCCGGAGGGCGACAGUGGGUUCUGGUUCAACGGGACGGGGCUGCAGUGGACGAGCAAUCCAGAGGCGAGGCCGAAGAGCCCGACGAAUGAGUUCGGAGGGUGGCUGGUGUGUGAUUGGUGGCACGGCGUUCCGCAGCUCUUCUUCCGCCUGAGCUACUACGACGACUACCCAGCCCCGAAGAGCUGCGCGGACGUGUACCUCUGUCCGGAGUACAUCUGA
Molecule: messenger RNA, 597 nt
Organism: Saxophila tyrrhenica
Lineage: Eukaryota; Fungi; Ascomycota; Dothideomycetes; Mycosphaerellales; Extremaceae
Exons: 5
Coding region: 1-597 (198 amino acids)
Source: RefSeq, a predicted model, not a curated record